GGGGAGGAGGGCUUUUUGGAGAAGAAGUUUGUGUAACAGAGAAACUGCGGCAUUUUGUAGGUUUUUUUCUUCUUCUUCCAUGAAGUUCUUCAACACGUUGAAACGCUGAAUCGGAUCAAGGAAGACCUGCUUUGACUUAAAAAAAAAACAAAAAAACAGCUUAUUAUGGAAAUCCCUGCCAUAAAUCUAAAGGCCAUAGUACUGGUGCACUGGCUGCUUACAGUAUGGGGAUGCAUGGCCUGGCUGCCCCAGUCCUUUGCAUGGGGGAACUUCAGUGUUUUAGCAAUCGGAGUCUGGGCAAUUGCACAGAGGGACUCGAUCGAUGCUGUGCUCAUGUUUCUGAUGGGGAUGAUUGUGACCAUACUGACCGACAUCAUCCAUAUUGGGAUCUUUUACCCGUCAAAUGACUUGGCAGCAGAAAGAGCACGAGAUGUGCUUCGCUUCAGCACGGGAAUGGCCAUCCUCAACCUGCUGCUCAAACCUGCAUCCUGCUUCUUUGUCUACCAAAUGUACCGCGAACGGGGAGGAGAUUACAAUGUCAACUUUGACUUAGAGACCUCUGUGGACAGUCGAUGCACUACGGACAGUGCUGACAGUGCCUUUAUUGGCCGCCGAUAUUGAUUCCCAGCUUCUUCCUUUCUACCAUUUCUCUCCUCCAGUCAUCCUCUUCCAUCCCCUUCCAUGCAGGAAGUAAGAUUUCAAAUCAGACUGCAGGACAAACAACACAAAUAGACUUUUUUUCUUCUUCUUCUUUUUCUUUUCCAGUUAUUAUCUUGUUAACUGUUCUAUUGCCUAUCUCUUUGUAAUCAUUUAUCUGCCUGUUCCCAUCUUCACCUGUUCCCCAUGACCUUCCUCUACCUGCUUUUUUCAGCACAGUGUGUUUGUAUACAUGUCUAUUGUUUUAUAUGUGUUUAUAUGUUUUUGAAAGUUUUGCAUCUACUGUAUGUUUUAUUCAGAUUUUAGUCUCCAGGCACCUCAUUUGUGUUUGUGGGUUCUGUUUGCAUAUAUUUAAAGCAUUGCUGCAUGAUGGUGCACAUUCUAAAAUGAGCCCAAUUAAAGUCAGCAUAAUGUUGACUCAUAAUAGACAAUAAAUGUGACCUGGUUGUGUGCACACACUUUGGUUUGUUGAGCUUGACAUGAUGCCGUCCUUUGGUUGUAUAGAUUCAUCAAAGUUAUGUGAGUAAAAUUAUAUCAAUGCAACUUUUUUUUUUCUUUGCAAUAAAAGUAAAUGGCUUGUUUGGUUAGCGUAUAUAUUUGUCACAGUAACAGCACUCUGGGCCAUGCAGAGGUAUGCAGGCCUUUGAACUUCCAAAAUCACAUCAUUGCUAUUCUGGCCAUUUCAGAGUCGGGGCAUUUUGUUGUUAGAGCAUUACACAAAGUCCUAUAAGGUGUUUCAGAGGAUUUUGCCCGCAUAUAAUUAAUUGUAAAACAUGUUUACAUGACAUAAUAUACACCCAGGAACUCGUAUGCACCAGUUUUCAGAGCGAAAGAGAGUUUUCUCAUACUCUGAUCUCAGAUCAUAGAUGGCUCCUGUCGUCAAACUGUCCUCAAAACAGCCACAAUACAAGGAGCUAAUCAGACAGUAGUGGGUCUAAUAAGCACGAGUGAUGAAAUGGGUGGAAGUUCUGCACCACUCAAAGGAGAAUUUUAUAAAAAGAAUUGUCAAUUUUCUCAAUCUAGCAUUCAUCAGAGGCACUACAUGUGUGUUGCUGUAUGUUGGCAAAAACAGUUUCCAACAGUAUAAUCCAUAUUUAUCCAGAGGCAGCCAGAUGCUCGAGUCAAGAUAACAAAUCUGUCCAACUGUGUCAUGAAUGUGUGCGAGGAGUGUGAAGAAAAAAAAAAAAAAA
Messenger RNA from Stegastes partitus (bicolor damselfish), 1847 nucleotides. RefSeq names its product angiotensin II receptor-associated protein (gene agtrap). Lineage: Eukaryota; Metazoa; Chordata; Actinopteri; Pomacentridae. Gene Ontology annotation, cellular component: plasma membrane. The coding region runs from base 166 to 621 and encodes 151 amino acids. Gene Ontology annotation, biological process: angiotensin-activated signaling pathway; regulation of blood pressure. The transcript has 5 exons. The record is from RefSeq and is a predicted model, not a curated record.